Messenger RNA from Mizuhopecten yessoensis (Yesso scallop), 1703 nucleotides. RefSeq lists its product as uncharacterized. NCBI's taxonomy places the organism in Eukaryota, Metazoa, Mollusca, Bivalvia, Pectinida, Pectinidae. The transcript has 9 exons. The record is from RefSeq and is a predicted model, not a curated record. The coding region runs from base 89 to 1078 and encodes 329 amino acids.
AUUGAGCAGUAGAUGGGUAUUGCAGAACUGGUAAGCAAUUCCCCCACACUAAAGAUAUCGAAAUCAGCAUUUUUGCCUAUGAAAGAGGAUGGAUUCAUUAACGGUUUUGCUGAAGUGCUUUCUGGUUUUCAUCCUCUUACCAUUCAACGAGUGUACGGUAAGGGGACCUGGCCGUGGUAUCAUCCUAUCAUAUGUAUGCGCGUCGAAUGGACGGAUAGACCUGGAAUUCAGCGGAAAUAAUGUAGGUAAAAUCCGGUAUGGGCUAGGUGUAUGUGGAAGGCAGUCUAUCAUGGUCAAUUUCACUUCCGGUACCGAUCAUGGUACUCUGAGUGGGUGUGAAAAGAACAAAGAUAUAUAUUUAUAUAUGUAUGACCAUGAUCCAGUCCACGUCAGUAACACGUCAGCUAUCCAGACAUUUGUUCUACAUUGUAAUACCGAGAAUAGAUCGCCGAGUGCAGUACCCAUGAAGCGUAGUAUUGAAUUUCCUCAGUCACGUCGUUCUGUCAUGCUGUCUGAAUCUAAUACGCCAUCAACACUUAUAAUGGAUUUGGUGAAUGAGACUAGAUCCAUCCGAAACAUCAUUCUCGGUGGCCAAUAUACUUUGCGUAUCAGCGGACCACAAAAUUACACCUUAUUUCCUGAAAGCUGUUAUGCCGCCAGUGAUGAGACAUUUCAACGACAAGUUACCUUAAUGGAAAACGGAUGCACUCGAGACAAAACACUGUUGGCAGGGUUUCAUCAGCAGGGAACUCAGUCAAUAGUUGAAGCGACAUUACAAGGAUUCCACCUGGUGUAUUCAAGUACAGUCUACAUCCAGUGCAAUGUCAAUAUGUGCACAUCCAGUCAGUGUCAGAUAAAACCAGAGGACUCUAUAGAAACAGACUGUAAUACGUACGGCUAUAUAACGAACAAAAAUAUAUCAAACUCGGGGACCGUGGAAUCAUCGCAACGUGUAGCUACAUCCUUUACAGUGAAAGACCCAGCACUGGAAAUCUCAAAUUCCGCUUCUGAUAUGUCCGUUUCAACAUUGGUGCUGUGGCUAGCCAUGUAUGCUGUUUAUAUCUCGUUUCAACCAUGAACAUGUGUGUUUAACAGUAUCUCCAAAACUGUACAGAAUGUAUUAAGCCAUGGUUACUUGAACGUGUGUAGCACGAAAGUUGCUUCAGAAUAAAUGAACAUGAGGUUUACGUGUAUGGGUGUGACAACAUCAGUAAAACUGGUUAAAUUUACCAUGCAGUGAUCAUCGUUUUGGUUUUCCGUACCAGCGUUUUUGUCUUUAAAACAAGCUUUUGAGCUACUAAAGUUGUUAUUUAUGAUAUCAAUUAUUUACUUGUAUAGAAAAUGCAAAUCCAUCAAUCGGUGCAAUAAUUAUUGCAUAAGGUCUCCAUGUCAAUAUUUCAUUUGUUCAAAUUUUGUACUAGUUUUAUCGAUUUUGAGUUUGAACUUUAUUUUUGUUGUCACUACGGUAUUCUCUUGUUGUCUUCAACAUUCAGCUAUGUUUGCACACAAGUGGUUAUUUCACCCUUGACAUUUUUUAAGCUGUACUUUAAAUCAUUAGAAUUAUUUUCCAUUGUGAAAACAUUUUAAUCGAGAUUGAGCUGUUUUGUAUGACUUUCAUGUACAAAUAUAUAAAGUAUUGUAAAUCAACUAGACUCGUGAAAACAAGCAUGUCAUUACUUGAGUUUUAUUAAAUUGGAUUUUGA